AUGGCACAGCCUGGGCCGGAGGUUCCCUACCCCUCUCAAUGUGGCCGCAAGAGGCCUGGUAAUACCCACUGGGACUCCUAUACUACCACGAUGAGGACUGCAUUCACGCCUAAGAUAGGAUCAAUGCCUGCUUUAAUUCGUCAAAAAGGUAUCCGAAGAUUAGGAUAUACAUAUUCACUUAGCGAUUCUCUUCACAAUCGGACACAAUACAAUGAUGAGUAUAUUUGGAAGCUACAUUCUAAAGAAGAUUUUUUCAAAUUUAGGACUCCAAGGGAUAUUGGGAGUCACAAUUCUCACUCCAGUCAAGACUUCUUUCAUUGGACGCUACCUCCAUUUCACUCAACAACAGUGAAGAGUUACUUCCCUUGGAAAAUCGCUGCUUCCAUGGACAAGGUCAGGAAAGCUGUAUCUAAUCAGUUUAUAUCCCAUACUAGGAGAGACUUUGUGGACAGAGCUGAAGCUCAGAAGAUUAAGCAAAGUUCUCAUAUGUUUCUGGAAUGGAAAAAGUUACUUUCCCAUCCCACAGACACUGAAUUUCGACGGAAUUACCAAGUUCCAGCUAAAAUUCCUGAGUUUCAGGAUUUUACUUUCAAAUAUGGAGGCUACUCAAGGCUACCAAUCGCUUCCCAGGGCCUAGUCCCUUCCGUGCUAUACAGCCACAUAAAGAAUCAGGACUGCACCAAGAAGCAGACCAUCUACCAGAGUGACUACGGGAAAGCCUACCUGGAUUUCUUAAUGAUCUUGAACUCAUUUACUCCCUCUCAAAUAGCUGAGUACCUGCAAAGUGUCCCUUGCAAAGACAGAAAAAUUCUUGAUCGCUUUAUUCGCUCUUACUAUCGCAUUGACAAAGAGAUGGAAAAGGAAAACAGUCCAAGUGA
Messenger RNA from Pipistrellus nathusii (Nathusius's pipistrelle), 878 nucleotides. Lineage: Eukaryota; Metazoa; Chordata; Mammalia; Chiroptera; Vespertilionidae. The record is from the annotation of a GenBank genome assembly.